Messenger RNA from Metarhizium brunneum ARSEF 3297, 606 nucleotides. NCBI's taxonomy places the organism in Eukaryota, Fungi, Ascomycota, Sordariomycetes, Hypocreales, Clavicipitaceae. The record is from RefSeq and is a predicted model, not a curated record.
AUGCCACAGAAGAUUUGGCAACGCACAUUCGAAGCCGGCCUCGGCCUGGAGAAGACGCUUGCUGCGACCCGGAGCCCCGGUCGCCCGGUCGCCGUUGAGAGUCCGCCGACCGACGUCGACCAUCUCCUGAAAGCCGAAGUCGGCGGCGACGGCUUCAUACUCACGUCAUUCACCGCUGAGGAUGCCUGGGAGCUGGGCCACCUGCUGCAUGCGCGACUGCUCCCGUUUACCCCUUCCCGUCCUGCUCUCAUCUCCAUCAGCCUCGCCAACGGCAGCGUAGUGUACCAGAGCGCUACGGGGCCCGGCAUCACGCCCGACAAUUCCGUGUGGGUGGCUCGCAAGCGUGCGACCGUGCUGCGCUUCGGAGUCAGCAGCUGGAUGAUGGGCCGCAAGUUUGAGGGCGACGAGGUGGCCUUUGCUGCCAAGUUUGGCCUGGGGCCAGACAAGUCGGGUGAGUAUGCUAUUCACGGCGGUGGUGUGCCCAUCAAAGUGCGCGGUGUUGAAGGCGUGGUUGCCGUCGUCGUCGUCAGCGGGUUGAAGCAGCAUGAAGAUCAUGGCGUAAUUGCAGAGGUCAUCCGGGAGAACUGGGCGCCCGUGGAGGGUUAG